GCAGUGUAUGACUCAGUUUUAAAGCGAGUUUUGUCCUGUCCGCAGCAUUCACGCGACAAGUUUUGCUUUUGAUUUUGCACUGACAACAUAAACACCGUGUCGAUAAUCGCAUUGCGCGUUACGCCAGCUGCUGAUAACAUAAGCGACGCAGAGAGGUGAUAAGUGCAACACGAAUGAAACCGCGCAAACUUCUCGAAUCUUCCAAACGUUCCAAUUACUUCGAGAAGAAAAACAAAUGCUAUCAAUGAUGCCUAGGUGAGAGUUUCGUGCGACGCGUGCAGUAUUAGCGCAUUGGUAUUCGCAUUGGCAGGAUGACUUGGAUGAGGAGUUGGAAGAGUUGGAAGCUGUUUUUUUUCUCGUCGAUUAUCGUCUUCGCACAUUGCGAUGUGGACACAGGUGAUGAAAUCGCCAAGUUACCGCAUUGCGUUGACGAGGAGGAUGUCGGAUAUGUGUUGGUGAGCACACUGGAUGGAAAAUUGUCAGCUCUUAGAGCAAAUGGACAAUUGGCUUGGGAAGUUGACACAGGCAGUGGCCCAUUGUUACAUUCCAGCAUUCACAAUGUAGAAUUGACAAAUCAAGGGGAAUUGGUUCGGAUCAUUCCGUCAUUGUCCGGAAGUCUGUACAAAUUCAACGGAAAAACCAUCGAUGCAAUUCCCAUAAAUUCAGACACACUUCUGAAAUCUUCAUUUGUAUACUCCAGUGAUACGGUAAUAGCUGGCAGAAGAGAUGUACGCACAUAUGGCGUGUUAGCACGCACCGGUGAUCUUCUAUAUGAAUGCUCUUCGGAUGGUUGCCGCAAUAUCACCCAAACCGCCGAAGAUUUUGAUGAUAUUAUCGUCAUCGAACGAAGUUCCACGACUGUGCGCGCGCAUGAACCCCGAACAGGUCAGGAAAGAUGGAACUUUAGCGUAGGUUAUCACAAUAUAAAAAUCCCGCCAGCGUCGUGCAUAAACCUCGACUCAGCGAUAACUUCUCUCAACAUUACCGCCGUCCUUCCGGAUGGUGUCAUCUCGGCCAGUCGCAAGGCGACCUAUGAGCACCUCUGGCGGCAUGUUUUCGAAACACCAAUCGUGAAAAUAUGGAAAUGGGACGGGCGUGACGUCUACGCUGUGGAUGUAUUUGCUAACACUCCACGCAACGUCAAUGAGAAUCAAUUGGCGCUCACGCUGUCACCGGCGAUUUAUCUAGGCAUGCAUAAGCAACAGUUGUACAUAGCUGAGAGCAUUCAUAUGUUGAAUGCUCUGCAAAAGUUUGGUUAUGGGCAAGGAGGAAGCACGGACGUUGCCGAGACGAAGUCGUGGACAAGUUUUCCAUGGAAACCGAUACCGGCUGGUCAGUUACAGGACGAUGUUGACGAUGCGACGGCGAUUUCCGUGCUGUACAGCUCGAAUUACGUUGAGGGAAACGGAUAUUACUUCUAUACGGAUGUUGACCGCAAGAAAACCAUUUUCUGCGAGACAGCGAAGAAUCAAACUUCGAAAUUCUUCAACCGGUUUGAAAUCGGUUCGAUUUUCAAAUCUUCUAAAUCUGCUGCUGUAUUGCUGACAAUCGGUUUAGUGAUUCUUACCGCAGUAGCAACACAGGCGAGAACGAUUUAUCAUUGGUUCAUACCUGCAAAGAUGGCCGACGUACUUCCUCGAAAGAACAGCGAAUCGUCGAAAUCUCCAUCCCAGUUUACAACCGUUAGUACAGAUUUGUCUGUGGUGUCAACAAACUCAACUAUAUCAAGCGUGUACAACGAUGCUCGCCCGCAGUCACAUUUCAUGGAUAACUUCGAUAUUAUCUCGCAAUUAGGCAAAGGUGGCUAUGGCAUCGUGUUUGAAGUAAAGCAAAAAAUUGAUAAUGCGAACUACGCUGUGAAGAUUAUUCCCCUGCCUAAGAAACCGGUUGCAAAAGAGCGAGUUCUGCGUGAGGUGGUAGCCUUAGCUCGGCUGGAUCAUCCCAAUAUUGUGCGAUAUAGCACAUCGUGGAACGAAACCUCGCUGCCUGAUUUCGCCGCACCGCAUUUAUCCCAGACACUUGCCGACGCUUCGUUGUUCACCAGCGACAUCUACGAGGAAGAAACUGAUGAAAUUAACGCAGGCGUCGCCAAAAUACCCAUCGAAGAUCUCAGCCAAGAUUCGUGCUCGGAAGAUGAGCACGAUCAAGAGGACGAUAGUUUUAUUGUUUUCCAAGAAAACACACGGUCGGGCUCGAAUAGCACUCGCAUCACGCUUCCAUCACACACGAAUUCAUCAGUACUUCAUAAAUCCAUCUCGAUUGAAGAGAGUGACAGCGACAUUCCCACACAAAAGUCAUCAAACUUUGUUACAAGUAAAAGUAAUAGAAGUAAUCCGAAGAAGACGGAAAAGGAGAGGAGUUACCUCUUUAUUCAAAUGCAGCUCUGUGAUAAGAUGACGCUUAAAGACUGGAUGAAGGGUAAUUGUGACAGACCUCGCAUAGAGAUAUACGCCAUCUAUCAACAGAUACUGCAGGCGGUUGCAUAUAUACAUUCCAUGCAGUUGAUACAUAGGGACCUGAAGCCGAGCAAUAUCUUCUUUAAUCCUAAUUGCAACCCGGCGCAAAUCAAAGUCGGCGAUUUUGGACUUGUCACCCCGAUGCAAAAUGCGGAUGGGAAUCGAAAUCACACGGCGAAAGGAAAUAAUAUGGGACAUACCAGAGACGCAGGAACUGCCUUGUAUAUGAGUCCGGAGCAAAAACGCGGCUCAGACUACAACUACAAGGUGGAUGUAUUUUCUUUAGGCGUUAUUCUCUUCGAGCUGCUGGUGUAUUUCGACACGGAGGGUGAACGCAUCGAUAUGCUCAUAAAGUUGCGCGGUGGGAGAUUUCCACCGAACUUUCAAUGUGAGAAUCCUCAAGAAUUUACUCUGUUAAAGUCGAUGCUCUCAUCGAAUGCUGACCUGCGGCCAACUGUUGCUGAUGUGAUCAAACAGAUUCCAACUAUAUGUGGCACAUAAAGGUUAGUGCAACUAUUUACCUGAAAUAUACAAAUAGUUUUGCAUGUAUAUAAUGAUUGAAUCCAAUUACUAACUUGUUAUUUAUGAAAUAAUGUGAUAAGAUUAGCUGUAUUGUUGAAAACAUAUAAAUCGCAAUGGUUUAUUAACAAA
This is a messenger RNA of Dalotia coriaria, 3107 nucleotides long. RefSeq names its product pancreatic eIF-2alpha kinase (gene PEK). Gene Ontology annotation, cellular component: nucleus; cytoplasm. The record is from RefSeq and is a predicted model, not a curated record. The transcript has 7 exons. Gene Ontology annotation, molecular function: ATP binding; protein binding; eukaryotic translation initiation factor 2alpha kinase activity. The coding region runs from base 312 to 2957 and encodes 881 amino acids. NCBI's taxonomy places the organism in Eukaryota, Metazoa, Arthropoda, Insecta, Coleoptera, Staphylinidae. Gene Ontology annotation, biological process: protein phosphorylation.